Messenger RNA from Cyclopterus lumpus (lumpfish), 1566 nucleotides. RefSeq names its product carboxypeptidase N subunit 2-like. The transcript has a single exon. The record is from RefSeq and is a predicted model, not a curated record. Lineage: Eukaryota; Metazoa; Chordata; Actinopteri; Perciformes; Cyclopteridae. Gene Ontology annotation, molecular function: protein binding. The coding region runs from base 1 to 1566 and encodes 521 amino acids.
AUGGACAAAGAAUUGGGCCUGAUUCUGUUCCUGGCGCUGCUUCUCUGUCACCGAGGCAACACACAGUCACAAACCUCGUGUCCGUACCGUUGCCACUGUUUCACUUCAGUCCAAAUACUGUGUUCUGAUGAACGGAUGAUAUCUUUACCCAGGAACAUGUCCAGGCAGGUCAAGGACUUUAUCCUGGUCAAUUCAGCCGUAUCGUAUCUGUUCUCCCCCACUUUAGAGGAGAGCCCCCAACUCACCAAGCUUAUCUUCCUAAGUAAUGCACUACGAAGUGUUCACGCUCAGGCGUUUGAGCAUCUGACUGAGCUGCAGGAGCUGGAAAUCAGUGGGAACCCCUGGCUGGAGCACUUAUACUUGGGGACUUUCUCAAAGCAGGGAAACUUGACUAAACUGUUGCUUAACUGCAACAGGUUCAAGACGGUGCUUCCUGGCAUGUUUGACUCUCUUAAACAGCUCCAAACUCUGCAGAUGAAAGGCAACAUCAUAUCAGAUCUGCCUACAUUCCUUUUCUUGAACCUUCAGAAUCUGCGUGUCCUGGAUUUGUCCCAAAAUAAGCUUGAAGACGUAAAAAGGGAAGUUUUUUCUGGUCUGGCAAGAUUGGAGAUUCUGAGAAUGAACAACAACCUCAUCAGAAAUCUGACAUCUAACAUGUUCCACAAUAUUUCUCAGCUGAUAGAGCUGCACUUUGAGGGUAAUAAAAUAUCAGAACUCGCUGACGAUAUCUUCUUUGUUUUAACCAAAUUGAAGGUGCUGAACCUCCGCGGAAACCUUCUAACAGUUUUCAGCGAUAAAGUGUUUGGAGUCGAGACAACACAUUUGAUGGAGCUGAAUCUAAAAGGGAACAGAUUGACUGAGCUGUCCUCUCUAGGAAGUUUGACGUCUCUUACCGACCUUAUCUUGUCCUCGAACCAGCUCUCCGACCUUCCUGAGGACAUUUUUAGAAAUGUUACAGCCCUCGAGAAUCUUGAUCUGUCUGAAAACCAGCUCACCCUGCUGCCUGAAAUGAUAUUUCAUAAUCUAUCUAGCAUCAAAGCAAUCCAUCUAAACAAGAACCACCUGAGCAAUGUUAACGGCAAACUGCUUGAGGACCAGCUUCUCCUUCAGCAGCUUUACCUGUCUGACAACCAGCUGGAAAGUCUCCCACAGGGCUUUUUAGACCCUUUUGUCAUGCAGCACACGGUGAGACUGCACGGGAACCCCUGGAAAUGUGACUGCCGCAUGUCGUACCUGCACGACUGGAUGCUGACAAACAGCAGAGGUGUAGAGAUGCUCGACAGGGUGGUCUGUGCGAGCCCCGGCUAUUUGAGGAGCCGGGCAGUCGUCUCAAUCGACAAGGAGCAGCUGGUGUGUCCGGUGUCUAAAGAUGACAUGCCUGAUCUCAGGAGCUGUAGCCUUCAAGCUGUCGGUGACACCGUCAUUAUCAACUGUAAAAUGGAUACAUGUUCUCCACUGACAGUGAAGGUACAGUUUCAGGAGGAUGACGGCAGCAUUAUGGAGCAUAUUAUGAAACAUGAGCCUAAAUGCAGUAAUGAGACAAUGAUCGAGAUCCCUGUUCAGUAG